Betta splendens (Siamese fighting fish) is the source of this 3021-nucleotide messenger RNA. It is a transcript of the gene rbm24a, whose product is annotated as RNA binding motif protein 24a. Lineage: Eukaryota; Metazoa; Chordata; Actinopteri; Anabantiformes; Osphronemidae. The coding region runs from base 317 to 1009 and encodes 230 amino acids. Gene Ontology annotation, cellular component: cytosol. Gene Ontology annotation, molecular function: mRNA 3'-UTR binding. The transcript has 4 exons. The record is from RefSeq and is a predicted model, not a curated record.
GGGUGGAGUUAGGGAGCAGCGCUUUUAGGAAUGGGACCCGAGCGCUAUUCAGUUAGACAGCAGAGUCACGCAGAAGAGCUGGAAACACCUGAUGUUCUCUCUGGGACCGUCGGCUCCGCACAACUCCCACGUUUACUGUCGGAAGAAAAAUCUACCUCCAAGCUCCAUUUUUGUCAAGUUUUCGUGUUGUUUCCUCCCGCGAAAAAGUUCCACUUCCAGCCGAUCUUUCUCCUCUGUCUUCACCCAAAGACUUAUUGAUAAGGAGACAUUGCACUAUUGUUUUUAACUGUUCGAUUUAUUGUACUUUGCACUAAAGAUGCACACCACGCAAAAGGACACGACCUAUACUAAGAUCUUCGUCGGGGGUCUUCCCUACCACACCACGGACUCCAGUCUCAGGAAAUAUUUUGAGGUGUUCGGCGAGAUCGAAGAGGCGGUGGUGAUCACCGACAGGCAGACGGGCAAGUCCCGAGGCUACGGAUUCGUGACGAUGGCAGACCGCUCCGCUGCAGACCGGGCCUGUAAAGACCCCAACCCGAUCAUCGAUGGCAGGAAGGCCAACGUCAACCUGGCCUACCUGGGGGCCAAACCCCGCGUGAUGCAGCCGGGUUUUACCUUUGGUGUUCCACAGAUUCACCCUGCGUUCAUCCAAAGGCCUUAUGGCAUCCCCGCCCACUAUGUCUACCCUCAGGCCUUCGUGCAGCCCAGCGUGGUCAUCCCCCACGUGCAGCCUGCAGCGGUGGCGCCCGCCACCGCCUCCUCGCCGUACCUGGACUACACUGGAGCCGCCUACGCGCAGUACUCGGCGGCCGCCGCCAGCGCCGCCGCCGCCGCGUACGAGCAGUACCCGUACGCGGCCUCGCCCGCAGCCACGGGCUACAUGGCCUCCGCCGGCUACGGCUACGCCGUGCAGCAGCCGCUGGCCGCCGCCGCGCCGGGCUCGGCCGCCGCCGCCGCGGCUUUCAGCCAGUACCAGCCUCAGCAGCUGCAGGCGGACCGCAUGCAAUAGCAGCCACCGCGGGCUGAGAGUGGCUUUAAGGGCAGAGGCAGAGUUGCUUUAAAAAGGUGAUGAUGGUGAGGGUGGUAGUGAUGAUGAUGAUGAUGAUGAUGAUGAUGAUGAUGAUGGUGAGGUGGGAACUUUUUACAGUAACUUUCCAACUUGCUGUGCUUCAACCAAAAAAAAAAAUGAGAAAACGAAAAAAGUCACAGAACAAAUAGAGGAAAGGAAUUUACUAUUAUUGUUAUUGUUAUUACUCUGAUUAUUAUCAUUACCAUUAUCAUUGUAUUAUAGUACUUAUUUCUAGAGACUGCAGGAACUAAUCCCUGUGCUUGGUAUAGGUGUUGAACUAAGCCUUUAAGUCCUAUUGCUGUCUUUAACGUUAGUUUAGGAAGCUGUUCUCUUUUUUUCUUGUGGCGUUCCACACAUUUGAUGCCCUCAUAACACUUCUAUUUAUUAUUGUUAUUGUUGAGGGCUCUCCUCAUUCUUUUCGUCUUUUCAAGUGCAUUUUUUUGAGUCAAUAAUUUCUGAUAAUCAGGGAAAUGGAACCGUUUCCAACGUGUUAGCUAUCAUUAUGUGACCUCUGUCAGGAAGUCGUAGCUUGUUGUGUCACAUAUUUGACGAACUACCUUUUUAUUAUUUUCCUGAUGCUGAAUGUCCCUUUUUUUAUUCUGUGUCUCGACCUCGUGACCUAUGCAAAGCAAACACACCAACAGGAGACGACAAAGCAAAGAAGAGCAACAAAAAACUGAACGUGUCAUCAACUCUGACUUGGCUCUUGGACUGAAACGGGGACAAAGGCGCUGACAAAAGGACAGAGGUUCGGACAAUGAGAAACACUAAAUCCAUGUUUCGCCGACACAUAAAUGCACGCAUGCAUCCAGAGCUGCACACAUGACGGUCAGAGACAAAGGCGGCACAGUCGCGUUCCUCCCCACCUCUGGGAUGGGGAGAAAGGAGAACGAGGGAGGCGGAGGCGGAGGGGGAGCAGCUGCCGGUGGGGGAGGACGGAGCCGCUCCAGCGCCACACAGACGGAUCGCUCUGGAAAGAACGCAUCACUUGUGCUCGUUUGUUGAGCUGUCACAUUUUAAUCCCCGGCCGGGCCCUUUUGGGAACCAGCUCCGCGGCCCUCCACCCCGCACGGAGCCCCCCCACCGCGCCGCCGUCAGCAUUUCCACCUCUGCUGCUGUAGCCUCACAAACACCAAAGCCACCCCUCGUGUCCGUCAGGAGCAGCGAUGGGGUGGAGAGGUCGGGCCAACUGUUGGACGUUGUGUUGGCCGGUGUGCCUUACAUUUUUAGUGCUAUUUAAGAGAAAAACACAAAAAAGAGAGAAAUCUACUAUUUAAGAUAUUUAUUUCUGAGGGUUGACUAUGUUGACGCUCUGAGAGUAGAGACUUAGUGGCGGUACUGUAUCAAUAAUGUUAUGUACUCAUCUCAAGGCAUAUAAGUUAUUGAUUAGUUUUAGUAAUCAUAUUAUUAUUAUUAUUAAUAAUAUUAUUAAUAUUAACAUACUCAACUGAAAAUAUUAGGGAGUUAUUUAAAAUACUUUCAUGUGCACUGUACUUUAAUUUUUUUUAUCUUUUUGAAUCUUUAGAACCUUAAAUAUUAGCUCAAUGCCUUUUGUAUGGAAGAACCUUAUUUAAAUGCAGGCCUGCAUACGGAUUGUACUCUGCCUCUUCUGUGUUUAGGAAGAAAAAUACGAAUAACUAUGACAAAAACAUGCAAAUAUGCUGCUUUCUCCAUUAGAAUGUAUAGUCGUCGAGGUUUCAGUAGCUGUGCUUCUUUUGCUUCAUAUUCAACAGAUGGGCUAUUUUACACUGUUGGGAAUUUUUAUACUUGAACUAUUUCUUACAAGGGAAAUAUAGAUGACAAAAAAAAUCAAGGAAGCUUUUCAUUGUCACUGGAUGGAGGCAUGUUAAAGUGUUACUGUUAAAAUGCAAAGGUCCUGUUGAUAUUAAACUUUUACUUCAGAAUUUCAACAAAAUCUACUCGAAUUGGAAUAAAAAGUUCUAUAUUUAAAA